Messenger RNA from Tarenaya hassleriana, 1836 nucleotides. RefSeq names its product cytochrome P450 89A2-like. The transcript has a single exon. Gene Ontology annotation, cellular component: membrane. The record is from RefSeq and is a predicted model, not a curated record. NCBI's taxonomy places the organism in Eukaryota, Viridiplantae, Streptophyta, Magnoliopsida, Brassicales, Cleomaceae. Gene Ontology annotation, molecular function: iron ion binding; oxidoreductase activity, acting on paired donors, with incorporation or reduction of molecular oxygen, NAD(P)H as one donor, and incorporation of one atom of oxygen; heme binding. Bases 106 to 1656 code for a protein of 516 amino acids.
CUUCCCACACACGUGACGCAUAUACAUUAUAUAAUGUAAAUACUAUCUAAAAUAUCAAAAGCACCUUCACUAAAAACUAAGCCGAUUAUAACAGAGCGAAGAAGCAUGGAGAUAUGGCUCUUCAUCCUCCUCUUUCUCUCCAUCUGUCUCCUCCUCCGCCGCAGAUCCGCCGCUUCCCUCCCUCUCCCUCCAGGCAUCGGCGCCAUCCCAUUCAUUGGAACCCUACGGUGGGUCCGCAACGGCCUCGGCGGUCUCGAGGGCCACCUCCGUGACCUCCACCGUCGUCUCGGCCCCAUCGUCCCCGUCCACUUCACCACUCGUCCGGCGAUUUUCGUCGCCGACCGCUCUCUCGCCCACCAAGCCCUAAUUCAAAACGGCGCCGUGUUCGCCGACCGCCCUCCGGCUCCUCCGACGAGCAAGGUCAUCACCAGCAACCAACACAACAUCAGUUCCGCUUCGUACGGACCUACCUGGCGACUCCUCCGCCGCAAUCUCACCUCGGAGAUCCUCCACCCCUCGCGCGUGAGAUCUUACUCCCACGCACGCAGAUGGGUUCUCCAGAUUCUCGCGGAUCGGUUCCGUACGAGUGGAGGGGAAAAGCCUGUCGUCGUCGUCGUCGAUCAUCUCCACUACGCCAUGUUUGCUCUUCUUGUGCUGAUGUGUUUUGGGGACAAGCUCGACGAGAAACAGAUCAAACAGGUCGAAUUCGUUCAGCGACGACAGCUUCUGAGUAUUAGGAGAUUCAAUAUCCUCAACCUCUGGCCUAAGCUCACCAAAUUCAUUUUCUGGAAGAAAUGGGAAGAGUUUCUCCAGCUCCGGAGAGAACAAGAAGCCGUGUUGCUUCCACUGAUUUGUGCCCGGAGGAAGAUCGUCGACGAGAAGACGAAAUCUGGGCUUUCUCACAAGGACUACGUCCUAUCGUACGUCGAUACUCUGCUCGAUCUCGAGCUGCCAGACGAGAAGAGGAAGCUCAACGAGAACGAGAUGAUAAGCUUGUGCUCGGAGUUCCUCAACGCCGGAACCGACACGACGGCGACGGCCUUACAGUGGAUAAUGGCGAAUCUCGUGAAAUACCCAGAAAUCCAAAAUCGAUUGUACGAAGAAAUCAAAGGCGUAGUCAGCAGAAACAGAGGAGAAAGCGGAGAAGAAGGGGAAAUCAGUGAAGAAGAUGUGCAGAAGAUGCCAUACUUAAAGGCUGUGGUGCUGGAAGGUCUCCGUAGACACCCACCGGGGCAUACGGUGCUUCCACACAGUGUGACAGACGAGACCGUUUUGGCUGGCUACUCGGUCCCCAAGAACUGUACGAUCAAUUUCAUGGUUGCAGAGAUGGGUUGGGACCCACAGGUAUGGGAUGAUCCAAUGGCGUUCAAUCCGGAGAGGUUCAUCAAUGGCGAAGAAGCUGUGGAUAUAACCGGAAGCAGAGGGAUAAAGAUGAUGCCUUUCGGGGCGGGACGGCGGAUUUGCCCCGGAUUAGGGUUGGCAUUGAUGCAUCUCGAGUAUUUCGUGGCGAAUCUGGUGUCAGAAUUCGAGUGGAAAGCGGCGGAAGACGAUGACGUGGACUUGUCGGAGAAGCAGGAGUUCACGAUUGUGAUGAAGCAGCCAUUGAAGGCUCAUGCUGUGCCCAGAAGAAGCCAUUGUAGGAAGGCUCAUAUGUAGUAUUUAUGAAUGUAAUUGUAGAAUCUGAAUUUAGUAUUAGGGUUUGAAGUAGUAAAUGCAAGUAUGUAUAUUGAAUAUAUAUAUAUAUAUAUAUAUAUUAAAGUUGGUAUAUGCCCUUGGGACUGUUAUAUAUUUGUACUAAUAAUGUCGUGGGAUUGUAAAUGUGUUAUCUUCAGGGUU